Molecule: messenger RNA, 1407 nt
Organism: Cajanus cajan (pigeon pea)
Lineage: Eukaryota; Viridiplantae; Streptophyta; Magnoliopsida; Fabales; Fabaceae
Product: BSD domain-containing protein
Source: RefSeq, a predicted model, not a curated record
GUUUGAAGGUUUGAAUCCUGACAAGUCACAAGUCACAAGUCACAAGUCACAAUUAGCAUUCAGCACAAAUACUUAUAAUUAUUGGAAAAGAGGAAUAAUAGAAAUUAAAAAGAAAAAGAUGUCGUGGCUGUUCAAGUCCAACGAGCCAGACCCCCAAUCUUCGGACCUCCACCGCAGCGUUAUCCCCUCCGCCGAUCGCCACGCCGUCAAGGACGACAUAUCGCAUAUUUUCCGCGGCGUCGCCAACUUCCUCGCUCCGCCGCCUUCCUCCUCUUCCUCCGCCGCCGAUUCCUCCUCCUCGCAAGCUCUCACCGGAAUCCGCAACGAUCUCGUGGAGAUCGGCGGAAGCUUCAAGAACUCUCUCUCGCUCAUUUCCUCCAACAAAGCCGUCUCCGGAAUCUCCAAGUUCGCCUCUCAGUUGCUGCAGUUGGAGUCCGAUCAACGCCGAAGCGACGACGAUGCCGUGCCUGGAACCACCGACGACGUCCUUCGUUUCGUGAAGGAGAUUUCUGCGCGGCCUGAGUGUUGGACCGAGUUCCCCUUGCCACUGCACAACGCAGAGUUUAGCAUGUCCAUUUCUCAGAGAGAACAUGUAUUGGCUAUAGAACGGCUGGUACCUGAUUUUGUUGAACUUAGACUGAAUCUAUGCAGUUACAUGAAUGUGGAGAAGUUUUGGAUGAUCUAUUUUUUGCUAAUACUUCCAAGACUAAGCCAGCAUGAUUUUGAGUGUCUAUCAACCCCCAAGAUUGUUGAAGCAAGAAAUGUGCUUCUUCAGAAACUUGGAGAAAAGAAAAAUUCUCAAGCUGGAGAACGUGAAAAACCAAGGACUGUGGAUACAUGUCAAGAGGGUAGCGAGGACCGUGGAAGUGAAAGUAUCCCAUUUGAGCAAAGUCAGAUUUUGACUGAGGUUACAAAUGCAGUAGAGGGCUUAGAAGUUGAUGACACGAUUAGCUCUGAAAAAUGGUUGGAAGAUACAGAUAUUGAUGCUACUUCAUUGACUUCCUCAGCAGGAAGAGGACGUCUCAUUCAGUGAUCUAGAGGAUGAUGUGAGUUAUAGCUCUGAUAAAUUAUCAGGCUAUAGGGAGACACACGACAUCAGGGGUUCAUCACCUGAAGGUUCCAGUGACUGGAUUCAGCUGCAUGAAAAUUCUGGAAGAGAUGGCAGGAAGAAGGCGGCUAUACGUUUAAAAGGUAAGGACUCAGAAGAUGAGUCAAAUGAUUGGCUCACCGUCGAUGAAUUUAAUUAGAUAGGCUUUCCUUGAUUCACCAAGUUGUAAAGGUUCAAUAUUUUUCCCUUCUCGAUGGUUCUGUAUUUAGGGAGUACACAAUUAUAUAUAUAUUAACGUAUUUCUUUUGAUAUUCACACGUAUAUAUAUUGACUUACUGUUGAGCAUUGGGCAAACGUCA